Pecten maximus is the source of this 3304-nucleotide messenger RNA. RefSeq names its product PR domain zinc finger protein 12-like. The record is from RefSeq and is a predicted model, not a curated record. NCBI's taxonomy places the organism in Eukaryota, Metazoa, Mollusca, Bivalvia, Pectinida, Pectinidae. The coding region runs from base 870 to 1739 and encodes 289 amino acids. Gene Ontology annotation, cellular component: nucleus. Gene Ontology annotation, biological process: neurogenesis. Gene Ontology annotation, molecular function: protein binding. The transcript has 6 exons.
UCCACAAAAAUAUAUUACAAAGAUUGUGAAAGCGACACGUUAUACUUAUAAUGAUUAUAAAUAAAGAAAAGCUAAAAAGAAUGACAGGUAGAAAGACAGAUCUAGAGAUCUAAGAGUAAGAAGAAUGUUGCUACAUUAGGAUAUAUAUACUACAAAUUAGGGUUCAUAAACAAUGCACACAAUAUAUAUAUACAUCUUUAAAUACGCUUAAUUAAAACUAAUUAAAAACUAAUACACGACACAUUCUAGCUACACAUCUAAUACACAUCACUUAUGCAUUGUACACAAAAACACAUUCCUUAAAAGUGCACACGCACUUGCAUGUAUGACGCAUUUUCUGUCGAUCUCUUACCUAUGUGGUUCGAUAUUGGAGAUGACAUUUUAUAUUUAACCACAGCCAAUUAAAAUUUGAGGUAUAAAAAACUGCGCCACAUAAUUCUGAUAAUUGAUACAUAUUUGAAUAAGUAUUUAUCAAUAAAGUAAACUUGUGACAAGAACAGAUAUACAUAUUACGUAACUAUUCACUACCAGAACACGCUUAAUAAAUGUACAGCAAAACUCAACAACGAACCAUUUUAUAACAAUGGAUCGGUCUCAUUACAAUCCGAUAUAAAAAAAAAAUCAACUCAGCGUUGUUUUUGUGGCGACGAUGUCGACAUGCGGGUAGAUGUAUUUGUGGGGCCCUCCCAUUAUCUCAAACUAAUAACCAAUCAGAUCAGACGAUCACUCCUUCUAAAAGGAUCGACAGAUUCUGGCAUCCGGGUAGUUUGUAUUUUUUUCAAAAUAAAUAUUGUUGAGGUACAGUUUGUUCUUAGUUCAUAUCAAAUCUUCCAACACAAGAACACGGAGGAGGACAGCGUCCAUAUAUCAUGGAAAACAGCACCAUAUUCACCUUCACAGAGAACGAUCUGAGGUUUGUUCUGUAUGGACAACACCUGAGCAGUGGAAACGGCCAUAAGGAUGUUUUGUAUCCUCCUUACCUACCACUCCCACACCAAGUAGCUAUUGCUCGUUCAACCCUACCAGGAGCGGGGUUUGGAGUGUUCGCCACAUCGCAGAUUAAACCUGGAACAGAGAUGGGACCAUAUGUGGGGACGAUAUUACAUCAUGGGGAUCUCGACGGUUUAGGAGAUAACACAAAAACAUGGGAGGUAUUUGACAAGGACGGGCGUGUGUUGUACUUCCUGGACGGUGGAACUAGGAAUCCUGCCAGCUGGCUGACCUUUGUCCAGUGUGCCCGAUCAGAACUCGAACAGAACCUAGAGGUAGUCCAAGCCGGAAAGGACAUAUAUUACCGAGCUUUACGAGACAUUGAACCAGAGGAGGAGCUUCUGGUUUGGUACGGUCGGUCACAGAACCUCUAUAUGGGUAUACCAGACCCAGAUAUGGAGGAGAUCAGUAGCAUGAAAGGCAACAACAAAUUGGUGGAGCUAGAGAGACGAUCUGAGGGAGAAGAAAGUGACACCACGACAGGAAAACUUCGCUGUGUACUAUGCAGACGUGGAUUUAAUUCUAGAAGUAAUCUUCGGUCACACAUGCGCAUUCACACUCUCGAAAAACCAUUCACUUGCAGAUUUUGUAACAGACGUUUCAGUCAAUCAUCGACUCUACGGAAUCAUGUUCGAUUACAUACAGGUGAGAAGCCAUACCGAUGUCAGAUAUGUACGAAUUCCUACUCCCAGUUGGCCGGUCUACGUGCGCACCAACGGAGCGCAAGACACAGGCCAAACACAUCAUAAAGCAUCGACUUGGGAUUCACCAUGGUCAAAAUCGACAAAUCUAUAUGCAAUAUAAACGAUACCAUGUUCGAUAAGUGGACAUUUAUUUAAAUGCAUAUUGUGCAGGAAAGCUAUGUGUCUGAAUAAUGAAUUGUGAGUGCAAACAAACAUAUGUACAUAAUAUAUAAACAUGUGAAAUCAAUCACACUCGAAAGAAUUUCAAACCUUCGAGAAAACAAAUAUGAUUUCAUGACAUAAGGUUUGGUUCUUCGGUCGAUUUUCCCAAAAAGACCAAAUGUAAUGUACAUAUAUUACCCCAAAGUAUUGGAAUAUAGCAGAGCAACUGACAAAGCACCCACUAGCUUUGUAGGAGACCAAGUGAACAAAUAUAUCUUACAGCCUUUUUGUGCCGCUUCACCCGAAGGAUUGUUACAUAAACAAUAUACAUUUGUAUUAGGAUUUGAUGUACACCAAUCUUGACACUGUGUGGUAUUUCUGGGUAGUGUUAUUUUGAAGAUUCUCAAGGUAAGACAGCCGGUAUACCAACACGAUAGUGUACACAUAUGUUAGUGCUUCAGCAGUACUAGAUUCAAAGGCAGCACAUUUCUUCGUUGUGUACAACUCGGUUGUGAAAUCAUAUAUGAUAAUGCAGUACUUACGUCUGUAUUUUCAUUAAAGGAUCAAUUUCGCGUAUAUUUGGCAUUUAAUUAAGUAUUGGACCAUGUGCUGUGUCAUUGUCAUCUUAUACUACUGUCAAACUGGACCAGGUUUACUGUGUUAUAGCUAUCUUAAUACAAAAUGUAAAUCGAAUAUAUCGAUCACCAAAGAACAUUAUACAAGUCUGCAUUUUAAGAGACAAUGCUCAAGCCUGCAGAGAAAUAUAUAUAUAUAUAUAUGUUUGCAUAUUAAGUAUGUUUUACGAUGAAUUGUUAUUUAAUUUUGUUUUCAAUUGUACAUGUUUUGUAAUAAAUUACGAUGCAACUUGAAUCCAAUCUUCUUUAUUAAUGUAACCCCCAAUUAACAACAAUAUAUAUUUAGAUUGUGAUUUUACGGAAUUCCUUAUUUCAGUUACAUCAAAAAGCUAAACCCGUCAUGAAAUAUGCUUGCUGAACAUCGGUGAACUUUGAUCAUUCAUUUUUUAAGAUGUAACAAUUCACAAUAUACAAAAGAUGUAUGUUGUUGUUGACAUAUCUAAUAACUGUUUUACAUCUAAGGUUACCAAAUUUAUCCUUAUGUAUACCAUAUACAAAUCCUCGUGGAUACAGUACACGUGUCAAUAAAUAGCUAGAUUAAGAAAAGCCAACACUCUUUUCUGUAAAGGCACAAUUGUUAAUGUAAUGAUAUAAACAACCUUGCUCACAAAAUAUUCGUUAAAGUAUUUAUUUUUGAUUGAAAUUACCUGCAGACGUCUUUGACAGUGUAAAAAAUGUUUAUAUUUAGUAUUCGAUGUUAAUCAUAAAUGAUUCUUGAAAAUUCGUCAUCAGUUAAUGUAUUUUUCUUGGGUCGAUAUAAUCAUGAACCGACCUCAUCAAAAGGCCAUGUUUAUAUGGCAUUGUCUGUCCGUACUAUUUUUUUCAAAUAUGAUA